AUGGAGGGACAGAUGCCGAUGAUAGGCGGGGAGAUCCCCCCACCGCCACCACCACAGCUCCCAGAGAUCCCAGCGCCCGGCCUCGCCAUCGCGGAGGAGCUCGACCAGCGCCUGCUGGUCCAGCUCCGCGACGGCCGGAAGCUCCUCGGGCACCUGCGGUCGUUCGACCAGUUCGCGAACGUCGUCCUCGAGGACGCAAUCGAGCGCGUCGUCGUCGGGCGGCUCUACGGCGACAUCCAUCUGGGCGUGCAAGUUGUGCGGGGGGAGAAUGUGGUGCUCAUGGGGCGCGUGGAGGAGGGGGCGGCGGAGAUGCCGGCCGGGUACGAGCGGGUGAACGAGGCGGAGAUCAAGGAGGCGCAGAAGGCGGAGAAGGUGGAGCAGGAGCUGCGGGGGGGCAUGGCGGGGCGGUUCGACUUCCUGGACGAAUAG
Molecule: messenger RNA, 429 nt
Organism: Pedinophyceae sp. YPF-701
Lineage: Eukaryota; Viridiplantae; Chlorophyta; Pedinophyceae
Source: the annotation of a GenBank genome assembly